Messenger RNA from Desarmillaria tabescens, 1257 nucleotides. RefSeq names its product ERV/ALR sulfhydryl oxidase domain-containing protein. The coding region runs from base 410 to 1063 and encodes 217 amino acids. Gene Ontology annotation, molecular function: flavin-dependent sulfhydryl oxidase activity; flavin adenine dinucleotide binding. NCBI's taxonomy places the organism in Eukaryota, Fungi, Basidiomycota, Agaricomycetes, Agaricales, Physalacriaceae. The record is from RefSeq and is a predicted model, not a curated record. Gene Ontology annotation, cellular component: mitochondrion. The transcript is spliced from 7 exons.
AUCAUCACUACCUGUUUUCUUAGAAACCUCAGCAAAGACGUGUCCUCAGAGCCAGGGAACUUUCAAUUCCAACUAGCUACCAGACAAGAGAGUAAGAUUUUCUUGGGGUUUCCCAUCGUAACGCCACCAGAGUUUUCUUCUUGAGAUAUAUCAGUGAGAUGUAGUCAUUUUAGCUACUGUAGUAAGUCAGAAAACAGAAUUUAGCAAGUACUUCGUGCUUUCGUUAAAGCGAUCCGUUGAAACUCGCCAGUCGCCGCCAAGAGUUCGAGAACUCGGAUAGCACAGCCACUUCCACGUGGUAUUGGCUGCCUUGACUUUCUGAUUAUUACUUUGACUUCGAAACAGAUGCCAAGUAUCUUCUUACCACCACCACCGGUGCUAACAGUCUACCCCAUCGAUAGCUACGACAAUGACUAGGCUAUUAUCCCGGUUCGCAAAGUCAUUUUUUGCUAUCAUUCUAGCAUUGGUCGUCAUAUCCAUGCUAGCAUUCCUCCACCCUCCGACUCGAGCGUACAUCGAUCCAUGGACGGGUGACUUUCUCGGUGAAGGAGGUGUAGCUCUGCAUACAGGCUCGUUCAAGAAGGGCGAAUUGGAUGUCACUCAAGGAACCGUCAUCAUGCCAAAGUUAGGGAACGAGACUGCAAAGGCUGCGCUGGGACGGUCGACGUGGAAGUUACUGCACACGAUCACUUUGCGAUACCCCGAGAACCCUACUGCCGACGAACGAGAGGCGCUGGAAUCAUAUUUCCAUCUCCUGUCACGGUUAUAUCCCUGCGGAGAAUGCGCGGCAGAAUUCCAAAAAUUGCUCAAGAAAUUACCUCCUCAGACCUCCUCCCGGCGCUCUGCAGCACUUUGGCUUUGCUCCCUCCAUAAUGAGGUUAAUGAGCGUCUAGGUAAACCUCAAUUUGACUGUGCGCAUUUGGAUGAAGAGUACGACUGUGGAUGUGGUGAUGAACCUAUCAAUGGCACGAAGGCUUUAGGCGGAGGGAAAGCCGAAGAUUCCGCGAAAAAUUCAGACGCAGAUGAACUGACAGGCAUAGAGAUGAUCAAUGGCGGGAGGUAAUCUAUCCUUACGGAUAGUAGAGUCUAUGGCCGUUUUGUAAGAUAUACAUGGUGGAUUAUUGACGGGUAUCAUGGUAUGGUUAAGAAUACUCCCGGACGGGUCGCGAAGCGCUGUGUGUAUUAACACGACGCAUCGACGAACGCAUUGAAGUUAUACACUUCUGGUCUGGUCUGAAACCGGAAUCCGUGUGGUGC